Molecule: messenger RNA, 2103 nt
Organism: Cylindrotheca closterium
Lineage: Eukaryota; Bacillariophyta; Bacillariophyceae; Bacillariales; Bacillariaceae
Source: the annotation of a GenBank genome assembly
AUGCUUGACGGUCGGGAGACAUGCGAUUGUUGUGGGGUAGAGUGGGAGAUGGCUGAAUCAUCAUGGUUUUCUAGGGAUUUGGUUGUGUUGGCUGCGUACCGACCUAACCCUCCGGGGACUGGCGAGUCUACCGUGUGGGCACAACACUGGAGUUUCUUUCGCUCUCAAGGUCGGCAGCGUGAACCAAGGGAGGCCUUUAUGGUAGACCUUCUUCGAGCCAUCACCCAAUGGCGCGAUGAAGGCUGUGAAGUAAUUUUGGGGGUCGACGCCAAUGAGGACAUCAGCUCAACCAAGUCCUCUUCCUUUUGUCAACGUCUUCGCGAUGUCGGUAUGGAAGAAGCUAUCCUCCAACAACACUCCGGUCAAACGGCCACCACUCAGCACCGGAACAAAAGGGGCAAACCGGUUAACGGCAUUUUCACAACCUCUGGGGUGGCUGUACAGGCAGGAGGUUACUACAACUUUGAUGAGUUUUUCUCCUGCGACCAUUGUGGUCUUUGGAUUGAUAUCGACCUGGAGAAAUCUUUGGGCGGGUACAAACCACAGAAGACCCCGUACAAACCCCGCAAACUUACUAUGUUGGAUACUACAGCAGUCCGCCGCUACCUGCAGCUCGUUCACAAGGGCUACGAGGAAUACUCCAUCUCAUCUCGAUUGGCGUCCCUACACCACCAACUACAACUAAAUGAAGGGACCAUGACAGCCAAAAUGGGUCGUCAUUAUAACUGCCUGCACCACCAGAUGUACGUCGUAAGGCGAAAGGCGGAGGAAAAAUGUAGACUGGUCACUAAUGGAUCGGUGCCCUGGUCUCCUAAGAUGCAACAGUUUUGGGACUGUCAAUCCUUGUGGAAGAUUCUUUUGAAGGGGAGGAAGGGUUGCCGGGUGAGUUCACGUAAAAUCUGCAGAUUGAUGCAGAAGGUUGAGAUACCGGACGCGUGGACAAAGACGACAACGGAAUUGGAGGCCGCCCUCCGUCAGGACCGGAAGGAAUACCUUGAGGCUAAGACCCAUUAUGCUGUGAAGUGGCGCAAGGAAUUUUUGACUGUGCAGGAGGCGAAGUCCAAGAAGAAACAAUGGCGGUCGCAAAAGGCCAGAGACCGUUUCCUGAGGUUACGGCGGAUGAAGCAACGGGAGGAGGCAAGACGCCGACGCCGCGCCCAGGCAAAAGGACCUAAUGGGGGAUUACACGCGAUUCAAGUCAAAGAGAGGCUGCCUUCAGGUGAAGUGGGCUUGCAGACUGUCUCUGAAAGGAGUCAAGUGGAACAGGGUUGCAUGCAGGAGAAUUGCGCACGGUAUGAUCAGACCAGAUCGCCUCAUAUGACCCCUCCAAUAGAUGCUCCAUUGUACCAAAUGUUUAAUGGCCAUGACGCGGAACAAAACUCCCUUGCCCUUCUUGAAGGGCGCCUUCCUCUACCAGAUGGCAUUGACUAUCCAACUCGGUCCUUCCUUUCUCAGUGCAGGUUCCACAAAGAUCAUUCUAUGUCACCUCUGGAGGUUUCUACUGAAGAUCACACCUACUUCUGGUCUCGGAAUCCGGAACACAAGGGCUCUGAACCUCAUGGCCUGCAUAAUGGCCACUUUAAAGCUGGGAUUCUCUCCCCUAUGAUCGCCCAGUGUGACGCCUUGUUUCGGCAUAUCCCUCUAACUACUGGGUUCGUUCCUGACAACUGGCGACAUUUAAUGAAUUUUGCCAUUGAAAAGAAGCCCGGGGAGUUUCGCCUGAAGAAAAUGCGAACAAUUCAGUUGAUGAACUCUGAAUCCCAGGCCAAUUAUAAGCAACUCGGUCGUUUGGCCAUGACUUAUGGCGAAGACCAUCACCUGAUUGCUGAUGGUCAAUUCGGGUCCCAAAAGCACCAUCAAGCGAUUGAUCUCGCCCUGUCGAAGCGGCUGGUGUGGGACCUACUGAUUCUCCAGCGUCGAUUGGCAGGGUGGAUUUCGAACGAUGCCAAGUCAUGGUUUGAUCGGGUAGUUCACUGGGUGGCAGUGGUUGCCAUGAUGCGGUUGGCCAUUAUGUGGAAUGCACUUUGGAUGAUGUUUGACACACUGGCAACAUCCACACAUCAAGUGCAAAACGGCUUUGGAGAUUCCGAAGCAAGCUUUUGA